CUGUAGGUGAAUUCAGUCUCCGUCCGUUUCACUAACUUACGUUCUAUUCUUUUUCAAGACCUGACGUCUUUUUACGUAAGACCGUUUGAGAAUACGAAAUCACCGUGACGUUAGGAGACACUCCAAGCGAUCGGUGAAGGGUUUUGUGGGUCAUGGAGGAGGAAGGUAAAUAGAAGAGGAGCGCUAAUAACACACAGCGGCUGGUUUCAGACGGUUACCGGGAGGUUUGACACUGCGGCAGCGUUUGUUCUGAUACGGAGAGGACAGAGCGGAGAGGAGGGACUGUCGCUUCGGCUUCAGCAGCAGCUCUCGGCGUUCUCAGGUGGUCUGAUUGGGUUUGCCUCGUUCUUGUGUUGCCAUGGCGAUGCGGGAGUUGGUAGAGACAGAAUGUGGGGGAGCCAAUCCCCUCAUGAAGUUGACCAGUCACAUGACCAAGGAAGGGGGGGCAUGGCGGCACCGCUCAACACCUACUAUUCCCCCCACUGCCAUUGAAAUUGCAACUGAAGAAGAGCUGGUGAAUGAGUUUCUUCAGGCACCCCCACGACCCCCACACACAUUUGACAUGGGUCAGCUGUUGGAGGAAAUGCAGCAGAUUGACCAGCAGAGCUACAGACAAGCUCCACAAAGAGCUCCAGAUGUGGCAGCAUUGGCUCUCUCUGGUGACUGGGCGGCCGAGUUCCUCUCAGGUCCCGACUCUGCCUCUGCACCGGGACUCACUGCUCUUGGUGAUGCUGCAGAUGCUGAUUGGACGAGAGAAUUUAUUGCUGAGGCUGCAGAUCCUGGACGCUGGGCAGAGGAGUAUCUGGAGCAGUCGGAGGAGAAGUUGUGGCUGGGAGACCUGGGAGACAAGGAGAACGAAUGGACAAAGGAGUAUCAACCAGGAGAGGAGCUGAGGCAGACAGCCAUUGAGCUCGUCUCAAAGGUUGAUGACCCCAAGUUACAAAACACAGAGUUCCUGCAAUUCAUUAGGCAGAUUGGCGAGGGCAGUGUGACAGUGGAGAGCAGAACAGACAAACAGCUCACAGAUAAAGCUCAGGCCGAGGAGGCUCAGAACUGGGCCUCCAACCUCAACCAGUUCCUGACAGAGACGCGGGGAGGGAGUCUUCCCUUGGAACCCCCAGAGAGGAAUGAGAAGAUUCAGAAAGUUAAAGCUAAACAAGCAGAGCAGUGGGCCAAGGUCAUCAGGCAGGUGUCAGAGGAGUCGGCUGAAGCCUGGGUAGAUCAGUUCACCGCAUCAGGACCAGAUUUCCAAGAAGCUAAAGCUGCCGUGGAGAGUGAUGUGGAUUUCUGGGAGAAGCUGCAGCAGGAGUGGGAGGAGAUGGCUAAGAGGGAUGCAGAGAGCCAUCCCUGGCUGUCUGACUUCGAUCAGCUACUCAGCAGUUCUUAUGACAAGGGGUAUCAGUUUGAAGAGGACAACCCCUACUUAUCGCACCCAGACCCUUUGUCUGAGGGAGUGAAGAGGAUGGAGGCAGGGGACAUCCCGGGUGCCGUACGGUUCUUUGAAAGUGCUGUACAGAGAGAACCAGACAACCAGCUGGCUUGGCAAUAUCUGGGAACCUGUCAGGCAGAGAAUGAGCAAGAAUUUGCUGCCAUCAGCGCCCUCCACAGAUGUAUAGAGCUGAAGAAUGACAACCUGACUGCUCUGAUGGCGUUGGCUGUCAGUUUCACUAAUGAAUCGCUGCACAGGCAGGCCUGUGAGACUCUUCGUGAUUGGCUAAAGCACAAUCCAAAAUACCGUUCUGUGUGGGAGCAGAAUGAGCGUGAACGGCAAAAGGAUGGUGCCAGAGAAAGGGAGAAGGAGAGGGAGAGGUUUGGGUCACUGCUGCCAGAAUCCCUGUUUACUGAUGUCCAGUCCCUGUUCCUGCAUGCAGCUAACUCUGACCCCGCCCAGGUGGACCCCCAGCUGCAAUGUGGUCUGGGAGUUCUCUUCAACCUUAGCGGGGAGUACGACAAGGCGGUGGACUGUUUCAGCGCUGCUCUCUCUGUCACACCACAGGACUACCUGUUGUGGAAUAAGUUGGGUGCCACACUCGCCAAUGGAAGCCGCUCAGAGGAGGCAGUGGCCGCCUACAGGAGAGCUCUGGAACUGCAGCCCGGGUUUGUCCGCAGUCGCUACAACUUGGGAAUCAGCUGUGUCAACCUAGGAGCACACAGAGAGGCAGUGGAGCACUUCCUCGAAGCUCUAUCUCUACAGCGCCAGGCCGCCGGGGACGGAGCGAGAGCUGCGAGGGGGCCUGGAGGUGCCGCAGCCACCAUGAUGUCUGACAACAUCUGGUCCACCCUGCGCAUGGCUCUCAGCAUGAUGGGAGAGAGCUCUCUGUAUGCUGCUGCUGACCGUCGGGACUUGGACACGUUGCUGACUCAUUUCUGCCAGAGAGAGGUGGACGGUGGGACUGAAUGAAGACCAGCCAGGGGGGGGCUUAUUGAGUGUGAGUGUGUUUUGCUGGGAGGUAAAUGUUUGGGUGACUGAAUGAAGCGGAGAAGAAUCAGAACGGUUUCAGAGAAAUGGAGGAGGAAGACACUGUGAAUUAUCCAUCAUCCUAGAGACAUCAUCUUGUGGUCAUGUGCGCUUAAAUGACUUCUAUCAAAUGUUACAGUAUUAGUCUCCACUUGAGAGAUGCAUCCAGAAGUAAUACAGUCACAUCGCUUUAUUUUACAUGCUUGACAGUUCUCACAUUUCCUCCUACUCUGUUGAUCUGGAUAACUGGGUUUAAUUAAAUGUCACUUUUGUUUAUUUUAAAUUUGUUCUCAACGAGGAAAGUAAAUGAUGAAGAAUGAGUGAAUCCAUUCUGUAUUCAGUAAGCAGCAAUGUGGACGGUUGUAUUUAUCAUGACACUCAAUGCUCACGCAGUCUUUCUUAACAGCAGGUUGUAGAUUGAACUGUAUACUCACUAUGGUUAUGUUGAUUAAAGGUACAGUAUUGCUGUGACAUUGAAAAGAGUACUGCUUUUUUAUCAAAAAGAGAAGGAUUAGGCCGGUCCAGAGUACAAACACUAAUCAGAAGAGCUACAGUGGCUUGUUUUUCUUUUUUUUUUUUUUUUACUAAUUGAUUACUAAAAAAAUAAAUUAUCAGCCAGGAUAAUGAACUGACAACCAGCAGGACUGUUACUGUUACGAUAAGGUGUGUGUGUGUGUGUGUGUGUGUGUGUGUGUGUGUUUUGGGUUGGGUGGGGGACAUUAAUCGUGCAUCAGAUAAUUGUAAUAUCAUUGAGAAUGAUUUCUCUGGGCUCCUCCCUCUCUUGCUCUUUUUCAUAUCGCUUUUGUAAACUAUUUGCUUUGUUGUAAAAUAAUGCUAUAUGCCAUAUUGUGUAUUGUUACAUAAUUGUUGCACUAUAAUUGUUUUCAGGCUAAUUAAAUCCUGACUGCAAUGUUUAAUAUAAUAUUCAGCAAUAAAGCUUUGAUUCCAAACA
Molecule: messenger RNA, 3410 nt
Organism: Siniperca chuatsi (mandarin fish)
Lineage: Eukaryota; Metazoa; Chordata; Actinopteri; Centrarchiformes; Sinipercidae
Gene: pex5
Product: peroxisomal biogenesis factor 5
Exons: 17
Coding region: 359-2401 (680 amino acids)
Biological process (GO): protein import into peroxisome matrix, docking
Cellular component (GO): cytosol; peroxisomal membrane
Molecular function (GO): protein binding
Source: RefSeq, a predicted model, not a curated record